This is a messenger RNA of Thermothielavioides terrestris NRRL 8126, 1325 nucleotides long. RefSeq lists its product as uncharacterized. Gene Ontology annotation, molecular function: metal ion binding. Gene Ontology annotation, biological process: snoRNA splicing. The record is from RefSeq and is a predicted model, not a curated record. The transcript has a single exon. Gene Ontology annotation, cellular component: U2-type spliceosomal complex. The coding region runs from base 77 to 1210 and encodes 377 amino acids. Lineage: Eukaryota; Fungi; Ascomycota; Sordariomycetes; Sordariales; Chaetomiaceae.
AUUCUCAAACACAUCCCAUCGGUUUUCCAAAUCAAACUUCCGCGACAGCACCACUGCACCGCAAUUGCAGAGCAACAUGGCAGAUGCAGGAACGACAGCCGGCGGUGCAUCAACAGCACCAGCCGCUCCGGUUGCCAUCUUCAAAAAGCGCGGCGCCAAAGGCAAGGCAAACAUCAGGAAACGGCCGGCAACACCACCGCCUGCGGCCGACAGCGAUGACUCGGAUUUCUCGUCAUCGGAGGACGAGGCCGGCCAGAGAAUCAAGCGCAGGAAGCGCAACCCUGGCGCGGUAGUCGCCUCGUCCAAAGACAGCGCCGCGCCCGGCGCUCGCGACGCCGACUUGUCGGCCACGGUCUACGAAGCCGACCGCACCCUGCCCCUCGACAGCGGCAAGCGCGAAGCGACCAAGCAAAGCAACUGGUACGAUGAAGACGCCGCCGACGCCCGAUCCUCGCGGAACCUGCUCGGCUCGACACGCGCGAUGCCCAACAAGGCCAAGGACCCUGCCGACGCGAGCAGCAGCAGCAAGGACAGCAGCGCAGCCCCGGACGGCACGUACAAGGGCCUGGCCAACCAGGCGAGCUACAUCCAGCGCAACCCCAACGCGCCGCCGCGCGUCGUGGGGCCGAUCAAGGCGCCAACCAACAUCCGCACCAUCACCAUCACCGACAUGGCGCCGGACGUGUGCAAGGACUACAAGCAGACAGGGUUUUGCGGCUUCGGCGACACGUGCAAGUUCCUGCACGCGCGCGAGGACUAUGCGCACGGGUGGCAGCUCGACCGCGAGUGGGAGAACGUGACCAAGGGCAAGAAGGUGCUGGGCGGGACGGUGGUGGCCAGCGUCGACAGGAAACUCGCUGGCCGCGGCGGCGGCGGAGACGGCGGCGGGGAAAGAGACGAGGACGAGGAAGAGGCGGCCAUGCUGGAGAACAUACCGUUUGCGUGCAUCAUCUGUCGGGGGCCGUACAAGGCGCCGAUUGUCACGCGGUGUGGGCAUUACUUCUGCGAGAGCUGCGCGCUGAACAGGUAUCGGAGGGAUCCGAGCUGUGCGGCGUGCGGCGCGGGCACGAACGGAGUGUUCAACGCGGCUAAGAGGUUACAGAAGCUGUUGGAUAAGAAGCGAGAACGGGUGGCCAGGAAGCGGCAGGAGGCGAGAGAGGCGGGCGAGGAGGUCAGCGACGAGGAGGAGCAGGAGGAACCAGAGAGUUAAUAAAUAGAUCCCCGAUCUUUCUCGUGGUCAAUCUGUGGUUGUCUGUACUCCGCCUAUCCCGCCUUCCCCCUUGCUUCCAGAAUGCGCCCAUAACUCCGUUUGUCAAGCACCCGUC